Molecule: messenger RNA, 3055 nt
Organism: Limulus polyphemus (Atlantic horseshoe crab)
Lineage: Eukaryota; Metazoa; Arthropoda; Merostomata; Xiphosura; Limulidae
Product: sodium/potassium-transporting ATPase subunit beta-like
Exons: 6
Coding region: 70-984 (304 amino acids)
Biological process (GO): potassium ion import across plasma membrane; sodium ion export across plasma membrane; intracellular sodium ion homeostasis
Cellular component (GO): sodium:potassium-exchanging ATPase complex
Molecular function (GO): ATPase activator activity
Source: RefSeq, a predicted model, not a curated record
CAGACGCUGAGGUAGUUACUGCGUGAAAGCAGUCGGUUGCACUAGAUCGAUCGUCUGAUUGCUGUAAAGAUGGCAGAGAAAAACAUAGAGUAUUUCAAAUCACCGGAAGAGAAAACUAAAUUGGAAGCUGCAAGAGAAUUCAUCUGGAACCCCAGAACCCGACAGUUUUGUGGAAGAACAGGAAGUAGUUGGGCCAAAAUUACAAUUUUUUACAUCAUUUACUAUGCCUGCCUGGUUGCUUUUUGGACAGUAAUGUUGAUGGUAUUUUAUGUAACUGUGGAUUACCAUCAACCAAAAUGGAAACUUGAUUCAGGCAGAAUUGGAAAUAGUCCAGGUGUAGGUUUCAGGCCAUUACCACCUGAAGAAAAUGUGGACAGUACUCUUAUUUGGUUUCGUCAUGGUAGUUCAAACCAGUGGGAAUAUUGGGUUGAUUCUCUUAACGAGUUUUUAGGAGAGUAUCAAGGAGGACAGCAACAUGGAGAACAUUUAACUACGUGUACUUUUGAAGAGACUCGAAAACCUGAUGAAGUUUGUCACUUUAAUUUGGACAAAAUUAACAAUAAUUGUAGCUACUCACGAAAAUUUGGAUAUGAUGUAGGUCGUCCAUGUGUUCUGAUAAAAAUUAAUCGGAUCUAUAAUUGGAAACCAGAACCUUAUGACAACAAAAGUUUACCAGACAGUAUGCCAGAAAACCUGAAAAAGAAGUAUGAUCCUAGAUAUGUGUAUAUUACUUGUGAAGGCGAGAACCCAGCUGACAAAGAAAAUAUUGGACCUAUUAGCUAUUAUCCAUCCCAAGGCAUUCCAAACUAUUACUUCCCUUUCACCAACCAACCAGGUUAUCUGUCUCCUUUUGUUUUUGUUCAUUUUCGGGACCCUACCUCAGGUGUACUGAUGAACAUAGAGUGCAAAGCUUGGGCUGCUAAUAUCAAGCAUGAUAGGAAGGAACGGUUGGGAAGUGUUCACUUUGAACUGCUUGUGGAUUAACUUCAGUUCCUUCAUAAUUAUGUAGCAUAGCCAUUUUAUUCGGAGAUCCUUGCAUAACCUGAGGAGUUAUUGUUUAUUUUUGGACUUUUCAGUUGACUUUUGCAGUCACUGCUUGAUUUUGUAUUUGUAUUUUAAUUUCAAAGCUUCCCUCUACAAGGGAGUUGGUAAAGGCUACCCUCCAUUUAUUCAGAAAUCAUCUAGAGCAACCAAGACAAUUUCUUAAGUUGGGAAUUCCUGUUGCCUGGCUAAAGGAAGAACAACUGCAGUAUACAGAAUGUUGAUAUAGUAUAAUUCUUCAAGGAAGGAAAACAAAAAUGCAACUUCCUCCUAAAAAAAAACAGUAUUGCAAGUUUUAUCUGAAGCUAUAGUCAUGUCUUUCUUCAUAAAAAAUAUUUGUUCUUAACUGGUAUUGUGUUUCUACUUUGAAGCACAUUUUGCAUCAAUACAUUUUAGCACUAUUAAAUGAGGUUAUUUUGAUAACUUAUUUAGGGUGGAGUCAAUAUAUUAAUUACCUGAAAAAUCAUUUCAUGCCUAAAUCAAUGCAGUUCAACUGUCUGCAUGUCAAGACAAAUUAAAAAUACAGUUUGCUUAGUAGUUUAUUAGAAUUAUGAUUGUAGUAUUAGAGUGGUAUUUAUGUAGGUACAACAGUUGUCAUUUGUAAUAAAUAGAUAAGAGUGGAAUGACAACCUUCUGAUCUUAAAAAACAUAUUUGUGUAUGGCUUAGAAAUAAUCUCUUCUUUUUUUAAAUCUAGCACAGAACACUAAGUAAUUGUUUUUCACUUCUGCAUGUUGCUCAUACAUAAUCUUGUAGUAAAAAAACACAUUGUUCCAACAAUACCUUGCAUAACUAACUAUCCACACUCAGGCUCGCCAACAAGCAAACGGGGCAACUGCCCAGGGUUCCAGAUGAACGAAACCUGGUUAUGCCGUAAAGCCCGCAAAGCAUCUUUAGGCUAUAUCUUCAUUUAAUGAUAAAAACCGUAGUUUUUGGCUUUUCUUUGCAUAUAGACGUUUGAUACAUUAAGAAUGACUGAAACAAUAAUUAGAGUAAUAAUUAAUAUGUAUUUGUUACUUUAUAGAUUUACUAGAUAUUUGUUGUUACUUCAUUAACGUUUUUACACUUAUACUGUGAGGAAAAAUGGCUGCUGCAAUGAUUUUGUCUGAUUUAUGAGCUCGUUGCUGUCCUAAUUUAGGAUCUUCUUUUUAAUAAAUACUUGAAAAUGUUAAAAAAAGAGAGAGAGAAAGGGGGCCUGGCAAGGAUGUUUGCCCCCAGGGCCUGUGCUGGCUCUCAACAUUCCUGCCCACACUAUUUAAAAACUUGUUCACGAACAGUUGGAAAUAUACUGAGUUUUUUCUUAAUUCAGCAUAUUACCUAGUAGCUCAGUGUAUUAGUAGAGAAAAUUGAAGCAUCCUUAGAUGAUAAUCACAAAAUUUAAACUCACUUUUGUUUUUAAUCCAACUGAGUUUUAGUGUACUCUUAAAGACAUCACCCAAUGCACAGAUCAUUAAAGUAGCCAUGAAAUUUAAACUAGACUAACCAAGACCUUAUAAAGAAAAAAAGUAGGCAUGAAAUUUAAACUAGAGAUUAACGAAGACCUUAUAAAAAAAAACAAAAAAAACUGAGUAUUGAAAUGAUUGGCUGAAAACAUAGCUUUAGGUUUUGGCAUGACAGUCCCUGCAAUAUUAAUGUGUUUUUAUUCAUAUUUAUUUUCAGAUUAAGUUUUUGUUUUACCUUUGAAAGUUUUUAGCCAAAUUUGGCACAUUUCAUUAUGUGGAUAAACAGAUGUUAAAGUAUACUUUCCAAUCCAUAAAAGCAGACAGAAUCUUAAUUAAUCUUUUUUUGAAAAUUCCAAGAUAUUUUAUAGGUAAGUGGAAUGGACCAUUAUAUGUAAACUAACAUUUUUUUAUCAUUUUAAUUGUUUAAUUUUCUGUUAGUCCAUGGUCAUGUUGUUUUUUAAAUGUAAAUCAGUUAUGAGUUGGAUAUUUAAACACAUAUAUAUAUAUAUAAAAAAGGUCCAUCCUUUUUAUGUAGCCAGACUGGGAAAAAUAAAGGUUGUUUGUAAAUCAAGGA